This is a messenger RNA of Sycon ciliatum, 3075 nucleotides long. RefSeq names its product origin recognition complex subunit 5-like. The coding region runs from base 142 to 2268 and encodes 708 amino acids. Gene Ontology annotation, biological process: DNA replication; DNA replication initiation. Gene Ontology annotation, cellular component: nuclear origin of replication recognition complex; nucleus. The record is from RefSeq and is a predicted model, not a curated record. Gene Ontology annotation, molecular function: DNA replication origin binding; ATP hydrolysis activity. NCBI's taxonomy places the organism in Eukaryota, Metazoa, Porifera, Calcarea, Leucosolenida, Sycettidae. The transcript is spliced from 19 exons.
ACUUGAAAAAUGAAUGUCAGAUGUUCAACAAUGCUCAACAAAACAGCCAACCUGAUCUGAAUACCUAGUCAAUUCUCUCUUCGUAUAGAGGAGGACCAUAGGAAGUGUUGGAUCAGUGAAUUCACCUUGCAGACACGUGCCAUGCCGAGCAGACCGACGUCGGGACGUCGGCAGUCCGAAAAAGCACCAGCAAGCACACCAUCAUCAUCAUCGCGGACCAGUCGGCAACGCACCUCAUUGGGCACCCAGGUCACGUCCAGUAAUGGCACCCGGCCCACCAGGAGCGUGUCAGGCCCUGCGCCGAAGUCCGCACAAAAGUCCUCUGCAAGAACCAGCAAAGCCAUACCUUCUACUUCUACUGAGCCUGCUGCCCAGAAAUCGAAAACGACGGCAUCACCGAGCAGUGCUAAUGGUAGAAAGAAGCGUAGGGCUGUCUGUUUGUCGGAUGCUGCAGCUAUGAUUGCACAGAGUGAUGGUGAAAGUGACAGUGCCGAUGCCUAUGAACCAGAGUUGGAUAGCAGCGAGGAAGAAGAAGACUACUACUCGUUCGACAGCUCACUCGAUGCACUCGGCAAUUCCAAAGACGCUCUGUUCUCUCCUUCGUCUGCCAAGAGAGCGAGAACAGCGUCCGCAGCGCCCAGCACACCACAGAGAGCAGGCAAAAGUCGAGGAGAGCCAACGUCGAGUGGAGCUGGCCGCGUUUCUGAACCAAUGUCGGGCCGAGCAGAACAUGCUAAGUCAAGUUUGCCAUUGAAAUCUCCGUCUAAAGUGAAGAAAACUCCUGUCAAGCUCAAAGCAAGGAAGCCACAAUUCAGUAGCACACCGUCCAAAACGCCAACUAGCUUCUCUCUGAGCGAACGUGUCAGCAUCCAGAGUUCCAGUUCAUCUUUACUGACAGUCGUGAAGAGCUCGCUUCCCGGAAUGGGGCAAUACACCAGCUAUCCUGCAGCUGGUUCCAUGUUGACAUCCAUCAGUCCUUCCACAGCAUUCCAAGAAGCUCUGCACAAGGCUUGCCAAGACCUGCCUGAGCGGGAAUCCCUCAUACAGCGUUUAGCUGCGCUUGUGGGUGAGAAUGAUGCUGUACCUGCGCCAUGCUUGUAUAUAGUCGGUCACACUGCAUGUGGCAAGACCAGUGUUGUCAAGCGAGUACUACAAGCUUUCGAUGUCUUUCAUGUCUGGGUGGACGGUACUGAAUGUUACAGCCAAGAUGUCCUGUUUUCACUCAUCAUGUCUCGUCUUACGCAAGGCACUGUUUCUACCUCACACGCGGACGGCAAUGACGCUUUUGUGCGCCAACUGGACAACUAUUUGAGCAGCAACGGUCAUAAAAGAUUGGUCCUGGUUGUGGACAAUGUUCAUCGGUUCUUGCGCUUUCCCUCGCCAGGACCCCUUCCUUUGCUUCAGCGCCUCUCCUCUUUGGUGAAGAGCUGCAACGUUAGUGUGAUACUGAUCAGUUCUCUGCCAUGGGAAGAUCUAUGGCCGUGUCUGCACUGUACCGUGCCACUGCAGCUACGCUUUCCCAACUACUCACAGGGCGAGCUGGUGGCUAUUCUGGAACGAGACUGCCCUGUUCCCGAGCAGGCGGCUGCGUACAGUACAUUUGUGCAGCUCUUCAUCAGCUGCUCCAAGCUCAGCUGUGUCAAUCUGCAGCAGCUACGGCAUCUCGUACAUAUUCUCUAUCCAAUCUACUUUCAGCCGGUGUUCAGUGGAGAAGUUGAGGGAAAAGACAAACACGAACUGUGGCGACGCCUUGUACCCGUUCAGCGCCGUAUCGUCAACAACUUCUUUCAACACUCUUCCAAAAUGGAAACAGUAAAAGACAGUGCAGGUCACCAAUCAACCGCCCUCGACCUACCCUAUUUUGCAAAGUUCUUAGUGAUAGCUGGUUUCCUGGCAUCUCACAACCCUGCAACAUUGGACGCGCAGAUGUUCACCAAGCUGGGUGACCGGUUGUCCAAGCGUCAACGGCAUGCAGCCAAGAAACCUGGCAAGAAGGAAAUUGACUAUCAGCGAGAGGGGCCGAAAGUCUUUCCUCUUCAUCGGCUGAUGGCAAUCUUCUUCAGCAUCAUUGAGCGGCCUGUUCCGCCGUCGGCUCAGCUCUUUUCCCAGGUUGCAUCACUGGUUAGACUGAGGAUAUUCAGCCAGGAAAACGAGGCAGCCCGUGCACUGGAUGACCCGCACUACAUGUGUCUGGCAUCGCAGGAUGUUGUCUUGGAGUUGUCACGCUCCGUGGACUUUGACCUUGGUGCCGUGCAAAGUGGAACGUAGCAAGAAACCUACUAUCCGAUCGAAGCUUGAACAAUGCUCCUGUCGACGGCAUUGCAGUCACUGAAUUUUGCACCUUUGAUUCACUUGUGAGAUUUUUUUAUGCGCCAUAAUAAUGGCCCAUUGCUGUUAUAAGAUUUUCUCUUUUUGAAUACUUUGAGCUUUGAUGUCCGCAAUCAACACUACUAUCCAGCUAAAGUAAUUAUUUUGUCACCUCAUGAAGUGCUACUGCUAACGUUAGUUUAGUGUACCUAGGGCAUUGUUGCUUUGAAUUUCUCUCUGAACAGAAUGUUCUCUGUGCUGUUUCACCCCCUUCUUGAAUAUAAACCCUUUUUUUAAAUUAUUUGAUUCUUUGUUCAUGCCCUUCCAUGGGUCUGCUCCUUUAUCGUGCUGCUACUGCUGCUGCUGCUGCGCUGUGUCUUUGACCCUUUCUUAUAUUAUUGCUGCUGCUUGGGUUGAGAUGUGCCGGGGAAAUCUGCUGCUUUUGUGGACAUGUAUUUUACUAGCAGGAUGGAGAAAAAAACACUUCCUGUACAUCGCUGGUUCUUUAUGUGUGGGAAGCCACGUUUAUCGAGGUCCAACAACAGUUAUGUAUAUAAUAAAAGUAGAGCCGAAGGAUUUAUACCAAUAUGAGCCAGCGCACGCGAAAAUCGACCUUAGUGACACACACUUCAAACAUUCUCUGUUUUCGUGUGAUGUGCAAUAUAUCAGGGAAAAUGCUCUAUCUUCUAAGACCCGUAACUCAAGUUUUACUCAAGAUUUUUUUCAAACGUUUUUUGCAUUGAAUUCUGCAUAAAUCCAUCUGCCUUU